AGUCCUGUUAAUAUCCAGUUGAAAUAUUUGAAUGUGUUUUAAGUAGGACAUAUAAUGUGUUUUAUGUGAAUAUAAAUACUUUAUUUGUGUGCACACACGCCGAUGACAUCAUACAAUGUUUUUACCAUAGACCGCCGUAAUGGUUUUUCAGUGCCAUGGCGUACCACGACGACAAAGACUCGCUGGAGGCAUGGCUCGAAAAAGCCACCCAUCGAACAAACAGAGAGGAGGACUGGGAGUACAUAAUUGGCUUCUGUGAUCGAGUCAACAAGGAACUGGAAGGUCCUGAGAAAGCGAAACGUCUCCUUUUGACUAAAAUCGCCUGUUCACAGGAGUGGGAGGCGCUUCAAGCUCUGACGGUGUUGGAGGCAUGCAUGAAGAACUGUGGGAGACGGUUUCAAAAGGAAAUCACAAGAAAUCAUUUUUUAACUAACCUGUUUCGUAUCGUUUGGACAGAGUAUCUGGGCGACAGAACACCUCCAAAUGUGAAGAAAAGGAUUGUAGAGCUGGUGUGUAGCUGGACGGCUGCUUUUCCCAAUGAAAAGGAAUUUAUUAAGACCUUCAAGGCUUUGAAGAGCAUAGGCCUCGUGACGCCUGACAUGGUGCUCACAGUGGACAGGACUCUGAUUCUUUCAUCUCCAACUCACUCGAAUCACCCAGUGUUUGACAACAAAGACAUGAACAAGCUGCUUGCUGAGCUUCUUCGCAGUAAAAACCCAGAGGAUCUUCGGGAAGCCAACAGACUGAUCAAGAGCAUGGUGAAAGAGGAUGAGGCCCGCACGGAAAAAGUCACAAAACGAGCGCAGACUUUGGAGGAGGUGAACAACAACGUGAAGCUGCUGGCUGAGAUGUUGUCCCAUUACGAUAAGGACACAUCCAGUGACUCAGAUAAAGAGAUUAUUAAGGAGCUUUUUGAGCGCUGUGAUAAACUGAGGAUUGCUGCCUUCAAGAUAGCCUCUGAGACAGAGGACGAUGACGCCUCAUUAGGUGACAUCCUGCAGGCAACUGAUGAGCUCUCCAGAGUCAUUAACUCUUAUAAGAAGCUUGUUGGGGAGGAGCAGGUCGACAGCAGCUCUGAGGAUCAAUCUACAGGUGUUCAGAGUGAGAGUGCAGUGACCACUGAUACCCUGRUCGACAUCAGCGGCCUCGAUGACCCCGCCCCUCUCGAGCCGGUGCCCCCUCCCCGUCAGUCUUCUCCACCUUUUUUCACCAGUGACGUGACGCCCCCUAUCCCUGUCCUGCCACCUCCUCCCGGUAUCCUCCCGGGCAGCCAUCUUAGAAGGCGUAGAAGAACAURUCACCCCUCCCUGGACUCUUCCUCCCCCCCUCCCUCAUUACUCGAUGAUGAGCUGCUGUCUCUAAGUCUGAAUGACAACUCUACCUCCGUAGAAAGUAGCAAACAAACAAAACCCAUGUUGGAAGAACUCUCCAGGUCGUGGACUUCUUUGCAGGCUCCAGCGUCAGGUGUGGAUACMUUUGGGGGUGUGGCCUGUUCGAGUGUAGCAGUGGCCCCACCUGAAGCAGCUGCCGCACACAGUUUGCAGAGGCUCCAGGAUCUGGCAAUGAYCUGCUUUUCAGAUCUCAAGAAAUCGCAGCCCAGACCACCAGGCRCCACGGGAAGCAGAUUUGGGGCACAAGCAGCACCUUCACCUCCCCUCAUACCCAGCCAGGGUGCUCCCUCUUCAGCCGUCCUCUGCCACUCAACGCCCGGCUCYCCUGCUCUGUCUCAUUCCAAGGCARAAAGCCUGGCCAUGGCGCCGGGGAGCCCACUGUUCCACUCUCUGUCCCCUGGUCCACUACAUUUCCACGGCAGCCCAUCCAGAGGCACAGACGCCUCCCUCAGCAACGUUCACGUCACUCUGGAGGCGAUCAAACCCAGUAAAAUCUUGCCUGUGACAGCCUAUGAUAARGAUGGCGUUCGUGUUCUGGUUAACUUUGCGUCUGACUGUCCUCCCAUGAGGCCCGACGUGUUAGUCAUGGUGGUGACCACGAUCAAUACAGCGCCCCUACCUGUUCACAGUGUGGUACUGCACGCUGCUGUGCCCAAGUCAAUGAAGGUAAAGCUGCUGCCUCCAUCAGGAACAGAGAUGGCACCGUUUAACCCCCUGCUACCUCCAGCAUCGAUUACUCAAAUCCUGCUGCUGGCCAAUCCAGCGAAGGAGAAGGUGCGUUUGCGCUACAAGUUGACCUUCACACUGGGAGACCGUCUGUGCGAUGAGGCUGGGGAGGUGGACCAGUUCCCCCUUCCGGAGACGUGGGGUCAUCUGUAGAAAAAGAAAAGGAYGGUUCUUACUCUAGAYGUGAUCCCAGAAAAAAAAAACAGGAGAAA
Austrofundulus limnaeus is the source of this 2329-nucleotide messenger RNA. RefSeq names its product ADP-ribosylation factor-binding protein GGA3. NCBI's taxonomy places the organism in Eukaryota, Metazoa, Chordata, Actinopteri, Cyprinodontiformes, Rivulidae. Gene Ontology annotation, cellular component: trans-Golgi network. Gene Ontology annotation, biological process: intracellular protein transport; protein localization to cell surface; Golgi to plasma membrane transport. Gene Ontology annotation, molecular function: small GTPase binding; ubiquitin binding; phosphatidylinositol binding. The record is from RefSeq and is a predicted model, not a curated record. The coding region runs from base 156 to 2270 and encodes 704 amino acids. The transcript is spliced from 17 exons.